Messenger RNA from Poeciliopsis prolifica (blackstripe livebearer), 2356 nucleotides. RefSeq names its product dihydrouridine synthase 2 (gene dus2). Gene Ontology annotation, cellular component: cytoplasm. Gene Ontology annotation, molecular function: tRNA binding; tRNA dihydrouridine synthase activity; flavin adenine dinucleotide binding. Gene Ontology annotation, biological process: tRNA dihydrouridine synthesis. The transcript is spliced from 15 exons. The coding region runs from base 318 to 1817 and encodes 499 amino acids. The record is from RefSeq and is a predicted model, not a curated record. NCBI's taxonomy places the organism in Eukaryota, Metazoa, Chordata, Actinopteri, Cyprinodontiformes, Poeciliidae.
UUCUGGGUUCUGGUAAUCCCUGCGAGCUAACAUCUGUACGGUUAGCUUAUGGUUGAGAAAGCGCGUAUGGAGUCGUUCUGUUCGAUAUGUUCCGCAAAAUGUUACUCAGAAAAAUGACAGUAAACAGUUGAACGCAUGUCAUACAUGUCACAGACCCUUCAAGGGAGAAAUCCAGGUUUAUUUCUAAAUUAGCAAAUUCCUCCAGACAUUUCGGCCUGGUUUUGAUUAAUGUUUUUUUUGUAGCUUUUGAACAAUAAGUGUUAUUUUACCGUGGGCCGCUGAUGUUGGGAGGUUUGCAGAUCCGCUGAGCAGUUAGCAUGGCAGCACGCAGGCUCAGCUUCAGAAACAUCACAGCCCUGGCCCCGAUGGUCCGUGUGGGGACCCUGCCGAUGAGGCUGCUGGCUCUGGACUACGGAGCUGAUGUGGUUUACUGUGAGGAGCUGAUAGACAUUAAAAUGGCCCAAUGUCAGAGGAUCGUGAACGAUGUGCUGGAAACGGUGGAUUUUGUGGCCCCAGAUGAACGUGUAAUGUUCCGGACCUGUGAGAGGGAAAAGGACAGAGUCGUCUUCCAGAUGGGAACCGCUGACCCUGACAGAGCUUUAACAGUGGCCCAGCUUGUGGAGAAGGAUGUGGCUGCCAUUGAUGUGAACAUGGGAUGUCCAAAGGAAUACUCCACUAAGGGCGGAAUGGGUGCUGCUCUGCUAUCAAAUCCAGACAAGAUUGAAGCUAUCCUUAAAAAGCUUGUGACAGGAGUCUCAGUACCAGUUACGUGUAAAAUCCGGAUUCUGCCUUCGGUGGAAGAGACGGUCAGUCUGGUGCAGCGUAUUGAGAAGACCGGCGUCGCUGCUGUUGCUGUUCACGGCAGGUUUAAGGACGAGCGUCCCAGACAUCCUGUCCACUGCGAUUACAUUCAGGCUGUUGCACAAGCUGUUUCAAUCCCUGUCAUUGCAAAUGGAGGUUCUCUAGAUUUGGUGAAGACCAACAGUGAUAUCGAGAAGUUCAGGAAAGCAACAGGAGCGUCGUCUGUCAUGUUGGCUCGUGCUGCCAUGUGGAAUCCGUCUGUGUUCUGCAAGCAGGGGCCACUUCCUGUGGAAAAAGUCAUGGAGGAAUACAUUAAAUAUGCAAUCCGUUACGACAACCAUGCUUUCAACACGAAGUACUGCCUGUGCCAGAUGCUGAGAGACAAGGUGGAGUCUCCACUGGGGAAGCAGGUGCAGGCUGCACAGACCAAUGCUGAGAUAAGUGAGGCAUAUGGACUGCAGACAUUUUACCAGGAGAUCCAGAAGGACCUUCAGGCCAAGAGCAGUAAUCAGCCUAACAAACCCGUAAUGGAUGGAGAUGUCACCACCAUGGCUGUUAAGUUUGAACGGAGAGACUAUCCACCGCAGAUCACACCCAAGAUGUUUCUGCUGGAAUGGAGCCGCAAAGAGAAGCUGGAACAGCCGCAGUAUGAAACGGCGCAGCGCUCUCAGGAUCGAGCAUUUCAGUCAACUGUAACUGUUGCCAACAAAAAAUACAGAUCAUCCCUUUGGGAGAAGUCAAAAAAGUUUGCAGAGCAAGCUUCCGCUAUUGUCUGCCUGCGAGUGUUGGGUGUACCAGAGGGUCGCAUCGGGGAAGAAGAUUCUGGCUUGGUCUGCAAGAGGAAGAGGGAGGGAAAGCCGAACUGCAGCGGUGAGGAAGGGAGGAGCAAAAAGCAGCAUGUUGACAUCCUGCAGGAAGCGGAAGCCCCAGACCCCACUGUGGAGAUGAACGGCGAUGAGCAAAACCCAGUCAUACCUCCAAAACAAGCAGACGCUUUAAAAGAAGCUCUCAGUUAAAACUGAAGACUGACAGAUUUCUGCAAUGUUUGACUGAACCAGAGGACUGCAGUUCAGCCUUUUGCUGUUCUAAUAUACUGUCAAGAUUUGCUAAAGUCUUCCAUAUUUCUAGAAGAUUAUUUUCCCAGUGGGAUCAACUGAUUCCAUCAGCUGGGACAAAGCCAGGUGGCCUUAAUGAUGCUUUUUUAUUUCAUGUAUUAGAAACUAAACAUUUGUUUUAAGUUAUAUUUGUGUUUAUAGGUAAAGCAGAUCAAUUAGUUCAGUUAAAUUACAAAAAAUCAUAUAAACCUUCAUGCCUGUGCCUUCCUGCUUAAAAUCACAGUUUAAAAUUGUUUCCUUUUAGCUGUAAAAUGUUUUGUUGUCAUUGUGAACCUGUCGAGGUGAUUUAUACAUAUUUUAAUUUACAUUCUUAUUUGGAUGGAAUUGGCUAAUUUAGCCUUAUGGAAGCUGGUUUUCUGUUUUUUUUCUGUCUUACUAAUCAAAACAACUUGUAAGGACUGGACAAAACUAAAGGGAUAAUGAAAGACUUUCAAACUCUC